Messenger RNA from Paramacrobiotus metropolitanus, 4229 nucleotides. Its product is annotated as mucin-5AC-like. NCBI's taxonomy places the organism in Eukaryota, Metazoa, Tardigrada, Eutardigrada, Parachela, Macrobiotidae. Bases 1311 to 4229 code for a protein of 972 amino acids. The transcript is spliced from 8 exons. The record is from RefSeq and is a predicted model, not a curated record.
CAGGCUGAUGACCAUAACUCUGUUAGGCAAAUGUAUAUCAAAUUUCACGAGUAUAUAAGCCUACUCUACUUGUUUGUAGCGGAAUUAAAGUGCUUUUAAAUCCAGUUAAUUUUAAUACGCUAAUUAUAAAGUUGCGUGUACAAGUUUACAUCGAGUUACGCAGGAUUUUGUUGAAGUCAAGAUGGCAUCCGGACCACCAACCGAUCCCAACUACGACAAAGUCUGUGUCCUGUGGGAUAUUGAGAAUGAAGCCGUCCCCCGGACACUGAAACUGGACCAGUGCACGAAAAUUCUCACCCGUGGUGUGAUGCGUGAGAACGGCUUUACGCUGAGCAAUAACCAGCGCAUUCGGAUUGUCUGCGGCGGGAAGCAGCAGGAUUGUACUGCCACUGCCUGUCGUUACCAGUAUCUUUCUACAGGAGGAACGAUUGUACAUGCUGGCCCGCCACGAAUCCAGUCCACCCCAGUAGAAGGAGUGGACAUCACGUGCGGUUGGCGAGCGAAUGGACUUGAUGCCACGGCAGACAAUUAUAUCAUCGACCAUUUGAACAAGUACUUCCAGUUGAACCAGAAUGUCACGGUUAUCUUGUUCACCAAUGAUGAUAAGCUGCGUAAGCGAGCCAAGGACCUGGAAAUCCAGAAUGUUUACCGCGGGAACAAAGUUGUACUGCAUCCCAAGGACGUAUGGGAUUUGACCCUUCUGACUGACUAACCUUGCCGGCAUGUUGUUGGCGCAAAUUUCAGCCGAUACACACAUUUGUACACUUUUCUAUGAAUAUUUUAUAAUUUUCUUACCGUUCGUUGAUUGUUGCCGGUAUGGUUUAAUUAAUUUUGCACGAGCGUGUGUGUUGCUGCGACUGUUACUGGUAAAUGGCCGCAAUGAUGCGUGUCCGUGCGCUCUCAAACAGACGUUUGGGAAUCGACCCGCUCCGCAUCACUGCCCAAUAAUGCACAACAAUAACCGUAAACAUCCUCCAAAAGAAUGGCCGCGUAAUGCGCCUGAUUCUUGGUCGGUUGUAUUUAUGUUCACCCUAGUAUAGAUAAUUUACGGUACACAACUGGUUUUUUUUAAAUGACUAAUGAGUAAAAUGAUAAUUGGAUCCGCUUGUUGGGUUUUUCUUCGAAAGCGAAUCAUAUUGUCUGACGGAACAAUUCUUCAGCCGCUGUCUGACUUUCUGUGCGGCGCGCAGCUGUUCGAGUUAUUUCGCUACAAAGAAUGUUUUUAGCCGUAUUCACAUGCCGCAUAUAAUUAUCACAAUAUUUUACUGGAUAAUUCAAUAGCGCUUAAAUAACGGCGUCCCUGCCAUACUAUGGCCAAUAUGGUUGUGAUAAGAUAUUUCUGGAUUUUUAUGAUAAUAAUUUCACAGCUCGUUUUCAUCAGAUGUGAUAUAGCUUCCACUAGAGAUGCCGUGGCUGCUUCUGCAGCAGAGGUUCUAAAUCACCCGGCAAUCAAUCAUCAAUCAACCAAUGACAGCCUGGUAAUGAUUGCAUCAUCACCACAAGAGCGUGAUGGAUUAUUAUCGGAUGUCGUAACACCGCUGUGGAAGAAUCUUGCCGGAUCAAAAUCGCAAGACAUAAAGCUGUCGAUAAUCAGCGAUAAGCCGUGGAUUACAUCGGUUACGCCAGACGGCAAAGCCGUGCGGUUUGUUACGUAUUUGGCUAACAUCAGUUCCUACGAACCGCUUGAUUUGGAAAAUAUUAGACGGCAAUUCCGCGAGGAGGUCGUACGGCAAAAACUCCCGUACGUUUGGGCGGUACCGGAUAACGACAACAACACCAUUCUCUUAUCGGUAACCGGCACCACGACACCGACAUCGCCGUUAGCCGGGAACACCAGCGAAAACGCUAAUAUCUUCCCACUACAAAGCGCCGCUAUCAAUACGACCGGCAACGCCAUUAAAAGUCAACCAGACUCGUACGCAACGACAACCGCUACGACGGGGGCGGCUUCUGUUUCAAGGCGCCGGCGACGAAGAACAACAGCGGCGAAUGGCGGCGCAACGGAGGCGCCCAACCCGUUCAUUAAUUUCACGGUACCGGCGGAUUGGGCGGGCAACGAUAUGCUCAACCAGAUGAAGACCACGUGGCCGGGACUAGCGCUGUUCUCCAAUGAAUCCUUACCGAAUGGAUAUGUUGAGUUUAGUUUCCGCAAUCCCAAUGUUACAUCACCAUCCGUUGACCAGGCGACACUAGUGACAAAUGCGUUAUCGGAAAGUACGACACCAGCGACAUCUUUACAGCAAGUAACAUCCGGACCACUGGCGGUUGGCUCGUCGGAAGCGUCAACAUCACUAACCACUGUUUCAGGCGAACAAGUGACAACGCGUUGGUCCCGCCGGGCACGUCACACGACACUACCAGCGAGCGUGGCGCAAGUUACUGUUGCGCCGCAAAAUACAGGGACAAAUAUCAACUUCUCGGUACCGGCAGAUUGGCCGGGUAACGACGUACUCCACCAACUGAAAUCGGCGUGGCCGGGUGCGGCAUCCUUCUCCAAUGACACCAACGCGGUACCCAACGGCACCGUCCUGUUCAGUUUUGGUGAUCAUAAUGCGACGACUGGUCCCUCGGCGGUUGGUGACCUUUCUGUCCCAACGACGACGCCUGCCGGCAGCUUCUUAACCACCAAGCGAAAGCGCAUUCGGGUCGGGGGGUUCGCGGCGUCGUCCGGGUUCACCGGUCCGCUGGGAUCCGGAGCUAGCGCCAUGGCCGGCGGUUUCCGGACUAAUGAUAACCCGCUGAUUAGUAACUACACCGGGGAUUUCGGGAGCGAUAUCGUUCCGGUCGGCGGCGAAAUGAAUCAAAUAAUGUCCACCUCUGAGGCUCCGCUUGUACCAACCACCCUUGAGGCAGGGCUUCCGUCGGCAUCAACUACAGCUGCUCCAUCGACUACCGGAAGGGGUGCACAAAAAGUGACCACACCGAGACGACCGUCGCCGAUGGAUAAUAAUUCACCGAUUGCGUUUGAAUCCAAUCCGAACCCACUGGUCAGUGAUUACACCGGGGAUUAUCGGAGUGAUAUUGAGCCGGUGACGGUGAGUUCGCAUGAUGCGCUGGGAUCCACGGUGACGUUCGGUCCGCCGGACGAACAAGGCAUGCAAAUUGUGGCCUUUAAUAUUGGGGAUAUUACCAUUGUUAGUGUGGAGAAUACGAAGCAGCGGGACGAAGUGCUCAAUAAACAGCUGAAACCUCUGUGGCAGAAUGCACUUGGUCCUAAUGUUUCUAAUGUGGAGUUAAGUAUCGACAGCGAAACGCCGGUACCCAGCAAGAACGGCACUAAAGCCAGACAGAUCAGUUAUUCCGCCCAGGGCACAUCCGACACGCCGGUUCCGGUUGACCAGGUACGCGACCAGUUCCACCAGGAAGUCGCUAAAGCGAAUUUACCCAACGUUCUGGCCGUACCCGAUUCUUCGGGGAAUCUGCAACUGUUACCGGCCGGAAAGGCAGCCGGAAUUACGGUGCCGCCACCGAGUGCCACCACGCCUUUAAGCGUAACGGAAUCGCUUCGCCCUCCCACUGCUAACAUAAGUGUCGAUGAAACCACGCCGGAAUCAGGAACGUCGAUGCCGGAAGUCACAACCGAAAGUGUAGAAGAAACCACAACGUCGCCGGCAAAUAUCACCGUGAAUGUAACCACAACGAGUCCAAACGGUACACUUAACGAGUCCGUCACAACUAUCGCUCCAAAUGCGACUGUCGAUGAAUCCAGUACUGCUAUUUCGCUGGAUACAAAUACCACCGUAACGCCGGCCGUAACAACUACUCCAAUCAACGAAGAAAAUGUUACGUUGUCCAAUACGACCGGUUCAUUAGAGUCUUCUUCCAAUGAAAGUACAACGGUUUCUUGUGCAAGUUCACCGUUUGCCAUCGAGGAUAUGCUGGUGAUGUCAUCUCGGACGCGCACUGCGCAACAGGAAGUACUUAAUGGUGCCGUGUUGCCGCAGUGGCGGAAGGUAUUCGGUGACACGGCGGAAAAUCUCACUGUGACGUACAUCAAGGACGCGCGUCGUAGCAGCCCUCCCAACGUACGGGAUGUUCAGUACCGCAUUAACGGUGUCGGCAACUGCCGGUUAAACGUCCCGCAAGCCAUGCUGGACUUCCACAACAACAUCGCCAAUGCAUCCAUCCCGGAGAUUGCCGCUGUACCCGAAAGCGACGGCUCACUGAAAUUUUGCCGGUAUCCAACCACACAGAUGCUACGACAUCGACAACCAUGUCGCCAGUUUUGA